AUGCAUCGUCUAACACCUAUUCUCCUAUCGCUCUCCGCCCUGUUUGCGUUCGAUGUACCAUCACCUGUAACCUAUCGCAAUGAGACCAAACUGAAUGUAACUGUUAUUCACGAUCCAGCAGUGCCGUUCGCUCGUUUCGGGAUGUUGUACUACUGGCCCGGACACUACAAACACUCUCCGUCCACACCCAAGAAAUGUAUCUUUCUGAAAAAUCAUCCUGACUGGCCAUUUGGAGAAUAUCUCUAUUCUAACGGAACAAUCGUGUCAGGUGUGGAAUUCGGAUGUGAAACUGAUGAGUUGUGUAGAAAGUAUAAAUGUGAUCGAUCGAUCACACUUGGACUGAUUUGGUGUGUACUCCUUCUGAUUGCAUCCAUUAUAUCAAUUGGAAUCAUAAUUCGAUACAUGAUCGGACGGACAGAAGAAGAAGAUGAGAGAGCACAGGUCAAUCAGGAUACCGAAAUGAGAUCAGUCUACAUCCCAAUUGUGGUGGUUCAUCAAGACUCGAAUGGAUGUUUGGACGUUCCACCGAUGCAUCCUACGAAUUUCGAAUGA
Caenorhabditis remanei is the source of this 552-nucleotide messenger RNA. RefSeq lists its product as uncharacterized. The record is from RefSeq and is a predicted model, not a curated record. Lineage: Eukaryota; Metazoa; Nematoda; Chromadorea; Rhabditida; Rhabditidae. The transcript has 3 exons. Bases 1 to 552 code for a protein of 183 amino acids.